AUACAAGCGUUUUGUAACACCACGAAUACGCACACAACCAAUUCCCACUCAAUCUCUACACUGAAUCCGGCGAUCACUGCGACCAAGUGUUGUUUCUACAUAAACGCAGACGACGUUUUUUUCUUUCUACGACGCAUUUAGCUUUUAGUAGAAUAGACAUUUUGAAAUGGUGAGGCGUGUGUACUGUUACUGACUCGGUACGCGUGAAAACACGGGGUUUAAGCCAUCAGACAGACAAAACCAGAGCUAGAAAACAACAUGGAGUUACAGUCAGUGCUGCUGACAACCGGCGCGUCUGUGGGCUUCUUCAAUCUAGUAAAUCGUGGACUUGGUAAACUCUACGUCCCAGAAACGGCUCAGAGGAAUAUAUGGAAAUGGAGAAACAUCUCCACAUCUUUCGUUCACAGCCUCAUCACAGGAAUCUGGGCUGUGCUUUGUUUUUAUAUGCACCCCCAGAUGGCUGAAGAUUUGAUUGAAACACACUCCGUCCUCUCACAUGCUUUGGUGUGUGUGUCAAUCGGAUACUUCAUAUAUGACUUCUUUGACAUGGUUUUCAGUCAGAAGAUCAACCAAACAUGGGAGCUCCUUUUUCAUCACAUGGUGGUGAUUUCCUGCUUUGGGCUGUCGGUGCUGACAUGUCGCUAUGUGGGUUUUGCAGUUGUGGCCCUGCUUGUGGAGAUCAACUCCAUCUUCCUGCACCUGAGGCAGAUGUUGCGGAUGGCCAGUACCGCCAAGAGCACGGUGUACCGUGUGAACAGCAUGAUCAACCUGGGCACGUAUGUUGUGUUCCGCAUCAACACGCUGGCAUGGAUGACACGCUGGUUGGUGCUGAACCGUGAUCAUAUUCCCCUUUUCAGCUACACGGUGGGCAGCGUGGGUCUGGCCAUCAUGACCCUCAUGAACAUUGUUCUGUUCUACCGGUUGCUCCGUACUGACUUCCUCAAGUCCAGCCGCGAAAAAGAGAUCAAGAAAGACAAGGACAUGUAAUGGUGCAGGAAAGCACUAUUUUCUGUAUCUGAACUACAUUAACUUCACCCAGAGCCUCAUGUUCCAAACCGUGCAGAUGCUGGCAUCUGUGUCAUUUCCAAUGAAAUUCCUCUGAAUAAUUCCAUGCCUUUAGAAGUGUAAUUCGCUAGGAGAAUUAAACCCAAAGCUUGUCAGCGGCUUAUGGUAAAAAUCUGAUAAAUCUACUUGAACAUUUAAAACGUUGGCAUUAAUGGUGUUAUUAUUAAUAACACCAUCUAAUGGUGUCUGUUUGUAGGUAUGAUGGCAGGAGUGCAGAACUUUCAGUCCCUGAUUAAACUGCACCAUCACAAAUUUGCUGUUAAACGCAUUUACUAACAACUGACUUAAGUCUAAACACACCAAUACAUAAUGGACUAACAGUCUUUAUAAGAUCCCAUACAUAUGCCUCGCAGAGAUCUCAUGAAUGUUUGUUUAGCCUUUUUAAAACCUACCUCUGCUACUGUAUAAUCUUGUAGCAGUUAGUCCUUUUCUCUUUGCUCUCUGUGUCUGUAUGUUCAGGGCCUGUUAUCAGUUCUAGCAGAGUGACACAGUUCUGACUGUUUGCCUGCAUAACACUGACCAGAGCUGGUAACUGACCAAAGACUAACCAAAAACUGAAUGAUUUUAUUUGUAAAAUGCUUUUGAUCAGGUUGUUUAACUGUGAUUGACUGUGACUGUUAUAUGAAUGUCAUCUGUCUUAGUUAAUGCAGGGCCAAUGCCUCAAUGCUGUACUCAAAUCCUCUGAUUUCUGAUAAAUUUCACAGUUGAUAGUUAACCUAGGGACAGGAAAAUAUUGACUGUCACUAUGACCUCAUGGUAGCUGUAUACGGUAGUGCUCAGUGUAUUUAGAGGAAACUGUUAAAACUGUACCAGUAUUGUGAAACAGGAACAAUUUUUAAUGAC
Tachysurus vachellii is the source of this 1908-nucleotide messenger RNA. RefSeq names its product TLC domain containing 2 (gene tlcd2). Bases 259 to 987 code for a protein of 242 amino acids. Gene Ontology annotation, biological process: phospholipid homeostasis; membrane assembly; plasma membrane organization. The transcript has 4 exons. Lineage: Eukaryota; Metazoa; Chordata; Actinopteri; Siluriformes; Bagridae. The record is from RefSeq and is a predicted model, not a curated record. Gene Ontology annotation, cellular component: plasma membrane.